GGAGGAGGAGGAGGAGGAGUGAGGGAGGCUGAGCCAGCCUGCAUUAGCUCAGCUCUCAGGCACUCUCAGUCUCCGCUGGAAAGAGGAGCUGGGAGGAUGUGCGCUCUCUUACCGCGGCUCCCCACGGCACGCCGAGAAGACCGAGAGGAAUAAGGGAAGGAAGGCGAAGCGAGAGACGAGGAGUCCUCCCAGAUCAAGCUGAGGGACCACGAGGGGGAAGGGAGCCUGCUCGUUGCCCGUCCGAAGCCCCCGCGCCGUCUUGGAAGUGCCAGAGAUUUGGGCCUUUUCCUUUUCUUCUGCGUUGUUCCCUUCCACAGCCCAAGCUUUCUUCCUCCUCCUGCUUUUUACUUUCCUCCCCCGCGCCUUCCUUUCGGUGGAUAUGGACAGAAGGGUGAUUACUGCAGAGAAGCAGCAGCCGCCAGAACAUAUUUGAGCCCGUGGUGCUGGGAGCGUGGCACAGACUUUUUGUAUUUCUGUGGGUGGCGUGUGUGUGUGUGUGAGUGAGUGAGUGUGUGUGUGUGGUGGAGGUGUGGGAGGAGGGAUUGGUUUGCCUGGGGGGUUGGCUGAGGGGGUGAGUGCUCGGAUGAAGACCUCUUUUUGCCGUGACUCUCUGCUCCAUCGGGGCAGCUUGGAGACUUGGAGGUUUUGAAAUUGUAACGAACCAAGAGAAAAGAAAGAAGAGAGAGAGACACGCAUACAAAAGGAUUUAUUUCCUAUUCCGUUAGUGGAUUGUUAAACCUGAGUGGGAAGGAGAAAAAAAAUAAGGGUGGGUUGUUUUAUUUUGUUCGUAUUUUUUUUCUUAAAAAAAAAAAAAAAAUCCCUUAAGUGGAUUUGUACCAGGGUGGAAGAUAACUGGGGAUUUUUGUUGUUUGUUUUGGGAAUAGAAACUAAAAAAUGGAGACUGUAAGUAGAAGCAGCUUCCAGCCUCAUCCAGGACUGCAGAAGACCUUGGAACAGUUUCAUCUGAGCUCUAUGAGCUCCCUGGGUGGCCCUGCUGCUUUCUCAGCACGAUGGGCACAGGAGAUGUACAAGAAAGACAAUGGCAAAGACCCAGCAGAACCUGUACUGCAUCUGCCCCCUAUCCAGCCUCCUCCGGUAAUGCCUGGUCCCUUCUUCAUGCCCUCGGACAGAUCCACAGAGAGGUGCGAGACCAUCCUGGAAGGGGAAACCAUCUCCUGCUUCGUGGUGGGUGGAGAAAAGCGGCUUUGCUUGCCCCAGAUCCUGAACUCGGUGCUCAGGGACUUCUCCCUGCAGCAGAUUAAUUCGGUGUGUGAUGAGCUACAUAUUUACUGCUCCAGAUGCACUGCUGACCAGCUGGAAAUCCUCAAAGUCAUGGGCAUCCUGCCCUUCUCCGCUCCUUCCUGCGGGCUCAUCACUAAAACUGAUGCUGAGAGGCUUUGUAACGCCUUGCUUUAUGGUGGCACCUAUCCUCCCCACUGCAAGAAGGAAUUCUCUAGCACGAUUGAGCUGGAGCUCACAGAGAAGAGCUUCAAGGUGUAUCAUGAGUGCUUUGGGAAGUGUAAGGGACUCCUGGUGCCAGAGCUUUACAGUAACCCUAGCGCUGCCUGCAUCCAGUGCUUGGACUGCAGGCUGAUGUACCCACCUCACAAAUUUGUGGUCCACUCUCACAAAUCGCUGGAAAACAGGACUUGCCACUGGGGCUUUGACUCUGCAAACUGGAGAUCCUAUAUCCUCCUCAGCCAGGAUUACACUGGGAAAGAGGAGAAAGCUAGACUGGGCCAGCUCUUAGAUGAAAUGAAAGAAAAAUUUGACUAUAACAACAAAUACAAGAGGAAAGCCCCCAGGGUCCCUUCAGAUCCUCCUGCUUCCAAAAAGCCCAAAAUAGAUGACUCUGCUUCCCAAUCUCCAGCUUCUACUGAGAAGGAAAAACAGUCCAGUUGGUUGCGGUCCUUAUCCAGUUCAUCUAAUAAGAGUAUCGGCUGUGUCCAUCCUCGGCAGCGUCUCUCAGCUUUCCGGCCCUGGUCCCCUGCUGUAUCCGCAAACGAGAAAGAGCUCUCAACCCAUCUCCCCGCACUGAUCCGGGACAGUUUCUACUCCUACAAAAGCUUUGAGAAUGCUGUGGCCCCCAACGUGGCGCUUGCACCUCCGGCCCAACAGAAAAUUGUGAGCAACCCCCCCUGUGCCACAGUGGUGUCCCGGAGCAGCGAGGCCCUGAGCAGCACUGUCCAGCCGCGGAAAAGAAAACUUGCUGCUGAGAACACGGCUCUCCCCGAGCCAGCCGCCACUGUCGCGGCCACUGCUACUGCCACCGAAGAGGAUAAGGAAUCAGAAGCAGAAAUUGAAGUAGAAACCAGGGAAGAAUUCACCUCCUCCUUAUCCUCGCUCUCCUCCCCAUCCUUUACUUCAUCCAGCUCUGCAAAGGACAUGAGCUCACCUGGGAUGCAAGCCCCAGUCGCAGUCAGCAGUUCAUACGAGGUUGCAACACAUUCUGACUCUCACAGCAGCGGGCUGGAGGCUGAGCUGGAGCACCUAAGGCAGGCCCUGGACAGUGGCCUGGACACAAAAGAAGCCAAAGAAAAAUUCCUCCAUGAAGUUGUUAAAAUGAGAGUGAAGCAGGAAGAGAAGCUAAAUGCUGCCUUGCAAGCCAAACGCAGUCUACAUCAGGAACUGGAGUUCCUAAGGGUGGCUAAGAAAGAGAAACUGAGAGAAGCAACAGAGGCGAAGCGCAACUUAAGGAAAGAGAUUGAACGUCUGAGAGCUGAGAACGAGAAGAAAAUGAAGGAAGCCAACGAGUCUCGGAUACGACUGAAGAGGGAACUGGAACAAGCCAGGCAGAUCCGGGUGUGUGACAAGGGCUGCGAAGCGGGCAGGCUGCGGGCCAAGUACUCGGCCCAGAUCGAGGACCUACAGGUGAAGCUCCAGCACGCGGAAGCUGACAGGGAGCAGCUCCGAGCUGACCUGAUGCAUGAAAGGGAGGCUCGGGAACACUUGGAAAAAGUAGUCAAGGAACUUCAGGAACAACUGUGGCCUAAAUCAAGCAGUCAGCCCGGCAGCGAAAACACAGCGAGCAACAUGGAGAACUAAAGCACCACCACCUCGUCUCGUACACACCCAGGCUGGCCUGUCUGCACAGUAAGGGAGGACGUGUGGGGUACGUGUGUAAGUGCAUGUGUGAGUAGUUGUGUCUUGGCACACAGACCUAGGAAUAUGGAUUCGUAGUAGUUGGAAGGCAAAUGUUACUCGUUAUAACAGAAGCACUGAAUUACGCCUCUUUUUUUUUUUUCCCAGUCCAUAUAGCACAACGUCUUACUGUGCCUAUAAAACACAAAGUGUUUAUAAACAAAAUACUUUUAAGUCCACAGCAAAUUUUCUACUGGCAAACUCCAAGCAAGCAGCAUCGUCCAACUAAAAUCAGAGUCAAAGGCGAGCAUGGCCGUGUUUUUAUGUUGCCCUUCUGCCUGUUGGGACAUUUUGGAAUUUAAAAAACAAACAAACUUUUCUUAUAAGCUAUUUAAAAUAAUUCAUUACACAGACUUGGUAUUAAAAAAUUAACAAGAUUUUUAUAAUGAACCUUUAAAAGCAAAACAAAAGAAACCUUCGAUGCACAAUUUUUAAGGACUUGUUAUAGGCGCUGGGAUUCUCCACGUAGAAGCCCUCUGGUGAUGAUGCCAUUUCAUUAGCAGUUUUCCAGCCAUCUAGGAAGCCAUCACAGUUCUAAGCCCGUCACGUGGUUGUAUGAAUUUCCGAGUACUUUUCAAAGUUGAUUUUUUUCCUUAGCAAGAAUUAUCUUCAUUUCCUGUCCUGAACACAAGAAGAAAGGAAGAUGCAGGAUUGUAAAGGGGGGAGGGGAAUAGGUAUGCUUUAGAAUUACAAACCCAGCCUUACAGACCCGUGUUUGCAACUCACACCAUCUUUUCUAAAGACAUCUUCAUUAAUUGAUGUGUUCAAAAGACUGACUUCAUCCAAGAGCACUUCAGCUUUAGGAAAAGACAGAUGGAAAUAAAAGAAGGAAAUGGAUGAUCUGUUAAGUUGGUUGAGAAAUAAAGCAGAAGACAUACACGUUCUGAAGUCAUUCUGAAAUCUUACUUCAGCUUUCAGUUUUCUGGAAGACUCAUCUUUGUUGCACCAUCUUACCAUAAAUUCAGUAUUUACCUGCUUUUAUUAUGAACUGUCAGUCAGGAUUUCUGUGCCCAAGGAGAGUGCAACAUCGCAUUACCGGAUACUACAGAAAAGAAAAAAACAUUUUUGCUGCUGUGAAUAAGCCUACAUCGUUUUUUUUUU
Messenger RNA from Athene cunicularia (burrowing owl), 4242 nucleotides. It is a transcript of the gene SKI, whose product is annotated as SKI proto-oncogene. Gene Ontology annotation, biological process: negative regulation of BMP signaling pathway. Lineage: Eukaryota; Metazoa; Chordata; Aves; Strigiformes; Strigidae. The record is from RefSeq and is a predicted model, not a curated record. Gene Ontology annotation, molecular function: RNA polymerase II cis-regulatory region sequence-specific DNA binding; SMAD binding; DNA-binding transcription factor activity, RNA polymerase II-specific. Gene Ontology annotation, cellular component: nucleus. The coding region runs from base 895 to 3045 and encodes 716 amino acids. The transcript has 7 exons.